Molecule: messenger RNA, 3453 nt
Organism: Varanus komodoensis (Komodo dragon)
Lineage: Eukaryota; Metazoa; Chordata; Lepidosauria; Squamata; Varanidae
Gene: TPP1
Product: tripeptidyl peptidase 1
Biological process (GO): central nervous system development; proteolysis
Molecular function (GO): serine-type endopeptidase activity; tripeptidyl-peptidase activity
Source: RefSeq, a predicted model, not a curated record
CCCACCUCACUCAGCGCGGCUCCUGCCGGGGCGAGCGAGCGCCGCGAUGCAGCUCCGGUGCCUGCUGGCCGCCCUCCUCUGCGCCGUGCGCCCCGCCACCGCCGGGUGGGCUCCCGAGCCGGAUCAGCUCUUCCGGACCCCCGCCGGCUGGAGCGAUGCGGGCCGCCUCGCCCCCUCCGAGACGCUCAGCCUGACGUUUGCCCUGCGGCAGCGGAACGUGCAGCGCCUGGCCAGGCUGGUGCAGCAGGUCUCCAGCCCGGACUCCGCGAAGUACGGACAGUUCCUGUCGCUGGCGGAUGUGCAGGCCCUGGUCGCCCCCUCCCCACUGACGCUGGGCACUGUGCAGAAAUGGCUGGACCGUCACGGCGUCUGGGACUGCAGGGCAGUGAGCACCAUGGACUUCUUGCAGUGCCAGCUGCCAGCUGGCACGGCAGAGCGACUGCUUCCGGGUGCCCAGUUCCAUCGCUAUAGGAAUGGCACGCUCAGCAGCGUGAGGUCCCCAUCUCCCUACACCUUAAGUGAGGAGCUGCAGGAACACGUUGAUUUUGUGGGGGGCCUUCACCGGUUCCCAGCCGAGAGGAAGGUGGUGAGUCGGGCCUGGGCCUCAGGGCGGAUGUGGCCACGGCGUGCCACGCGUUCCACUUUCCACUUGGGCGUGACUCCGGCUGUGAUCCGCCAGCGCUACAACCUGACCGACGGAGAUGUGGGCACCUUCCAGAACAGCAGCCAGGCCUGUGCACAGUUCCUGGAGCAGUACUUCCACCAGGCGGACCUGUCAGAAUUCAUGCAUCUGUUUGGGGGAGGCUUCCCGCACCGCUGCAGUGUCGACCGGGUCGUGGGCCGCCAGGGCCAGGGCAAGGCCGGCCUGGAGGCCAGCCUGGACGUGGAGUACCUGAUGAGCACGGGUGCCAACAUCUCCACCUGGGUUUUCAGCACUGCAGGGAGGCACGAGAGCCAGGAGCCAUUCCUGCAGUGGCUGCUGCUGCUGAGCAACAUGUCCGCCCUGCCCUGGGUGCAUUCCGUGAGUUACGGCGACGACGAGGACAGCCUGUCCCGAGCGUACCUGGAACGUGUGAACGUGGAGUUCAUGAAGGCGGCUGCCCGGGGCCUCAGCAUCCUGUUUGCCUCAGGUGACUUGGGGGCAGGGUGCCGGACUACCUCUGAAGGCAAGCACGUCUUCCGCCCCAGUUUUCCUGCCUCCAGCCCCUAUGUGACCACUGUGGGUGGGACAUCCUUCCGGGAUCCCUUCCUGGUGAGCGCUGAAGUCUCGGACUACAUCAGUGGUGGAGGGUUCAGCAAUGUUUUCCCCAUGCCCAGUUACCAGGCGGCUGCCGUGAAGCGGUACCUGAGCGUGGCCCCCCGGCUGCCGCCCUCCACGUACUACAACAGCACCGGCAGGGCGUACCCUGACCUGGCCGCGCUCUCGGACAACUACUGGGUGGUGACCAACCGCAUCCCGGUGCCCUGGGUCUCCGGCACCUCGGCCUCGACGCCCGUGGUGGCAGGCCUCAUAGCGCUGAUCAACGACCAGCGGCUCCGGCGCGGGCGCCCCCCCCUGGGCUUCCUCAACCCCGCUCUUUACCAGCUGCAGGGCCAGGGCAAUAGCACGGCCUUCUACGAUGUGACCCAAGGAUGCCACCUGUCCUGCCUGGAUGCCACCGUGGAGGGCCAGGGCUUCUGUGCCGCGCCUUCCUGGGACCCGGUCACCGGCUGGGGGACGCCCAACUUCCCGGAGCUGCUGCGUGCUAUGCUGGGCUAGUGGCCAGGAGGGGCCGAGCCCUUCUGUCGCGGCCCGUGCCUCUGGCCCCCGCCUUGGCCGCUGCAGGAGGGGCUUGCUUGUGGGGGGACGUGACCGAGGAGCGCAUGCUGCACCUCGUGGGUGGGAGCGCAGGGGCUGGCGGCUGUCUCUGGUGGGUGUCCAGGGCGAGCGAGGCCUCUCGCCGGUCGUGGCAGGCCCUCCAGCCUGCCUUCCAGCCAAGAGAGUGGCUGCUGGGCGCAUGACACUCACAGCUGCUUCCUCUGUGACAGGAGUGGUGGGAAGGGUCCCCGCGUGCCUACCUGCCCUGGAGCCACUAGCCUUCCCCGCAUCCCAGGAGCAGGCAGGCACCCCGCCUGUCUCGUGCCCGAGACCUUCCGGCAGGCGGGAGGGGCCCUGCGGCAGGCCGGCUGCUCGGCGUUCCCAGGAAACCCCCGCAGCACUCGGAGGCGGGUCCUCAGCAGCCGGUGGGCACUCCCCGUUCUCCGUGGGUGUGCAAGGGCAGAUCUAGCAGCCCCUCUGCCAGCCGGACUGGAUAGUCCGGCCAGUGGAGAGGCACAGGGGACCCUGGACUCACGCCUGAGCUGGUGCCUGAUGCGGCCUGUGCCCCCCCAGCGCCAGGGCGUGGGGAGGGCGGCUUCUGCCAACGCGCCGUUUGUGGAGGUGACAGGAACGCCCACCGUGGGCUGCUCUUGGCCUGCCCCACCAUCACCCGCUCUCCGCAGCCUGCCAGAGACAGCCAUGCCCGCGGCUCAGCUUCAAGGCUGUGCACGGACGCGGAUGUGCCCAAAGGAAGCCUUCCUUUCAGAUGUCGGGCUGUGACUUCUCAGGUUAUGCAGGAUAGGAGGGGAGAGGGUUGUGGGACAGAAAAGGCUGCGGGGGUGGCUUACCCCUCAGCAGGACUGCCCUGGGUGCUGAUGGCAGACCUCUGCCCCUUCAGCCUUUCCAGCUACUUGGCAGGCAGAAGUUCAACAGCGGCAGCCGGAGAGGGUGACAUCUGCCUACCAAGGGCCUUCUGAAUUUGGCGAGGCCUCUGCCAAGGCAAAGGCACUUUAGCGGCUCCGAGUCUGCGCCGAGAGUCAGUCUGCAUCUGGUUGCUCUAACUGAGAGCCAAGCCGUGGCUGCUUAGGGGAUCGGGACUUGGGGGAAUGUUGAAAUGCAAACGGGUUUUCAGGAAAAUGAAAAAAAGCAAUGUGUAUCCGCUGUAUGAUUGGAAAAGUCUGCUCUGCCUCUUUAAAUGCGGUGAAAAAACUCUCUUUGUCAGUAAAUCCUUCUGCGACGCAGCCUGCCGGGGUCCACCAAGCCAGGGGCGGGUGACAUGGCGGAGGCCAAACUCUGCAAGCAGCUCAGCUGCCUCGAGCACAGGGCAACCGGGAGCAGGCGGCACGCAGCUGCCAAGCGGGGCCAAGCACCCUCACUCCCAGUAUAAGCCAAUGGGACAAGCUGGCAGUGACUGGCUGGGAAAGGGAUGGGGGGCUGUGGCGGGUUUCGGCUGUGUGGCUGGAGUGAAACAGGCAAACGCCAUGUGGGCACCACUGGGAGAGCCAUCAAAACUGAAACGGCCAGGCUGCAGUCCCCUUCCCCCAGUGUGAGCGCUGUGCAUGGCCCUCCACCCAAGCCCUGCAUAGCUCCCAGUGGUGCAUGAAAGGGAGCGGUGCCCUUCAGAGUGGAUAAAAAUCAAUUAUAUUUGGAAAAUA